CCACUGAACUCCAACCCCCGCGCUCUCUAUCAGCAUCUCAUUCCUGUCUCAAUAUGUCUCAAGAUGGCGGCCAAUGCAGGAUCGAUGUUUCAAUAUUGGAAGCGCUUUGACUUACAACAACUACAGAAAGAACUAGACGCCACCGCCACACAGCUUGCCAACAGACAGGACGAGAGUGAACAGUCCAGGAAGAAACUAAUCGACCUGAGCCGCGAGUUCAAGAAGAACACACCAGAGGAUUUCCGGAAACAGGUUGCCCCUUUGCUCAAAAGCUUCCAAGGAGAGAUCGAUGCCUUGAGUAAAAGAAGUAAAGAAGCAGAGGCCGCCUUCUUGAACGUGUACAAGAAAAUAAUCGAUGUCCCAGACCCUGUACCUGUGCUGGAGCUGGCUCAGCAGCUGCAGCUGAAGCUCCAGAGGAUGCAUGACAUUGAGACAGAGAACACCAAACUUCGAGAGACACUGGAGGACUACAACAAAGAGUUUGCAGAGGUUAAAAACCAAGAGGUGACCAUUAAGGCCUUGAAGGAGAAGAUCCGUGAGUACGAGCAGUCUCUGAAGAAUCAAGCCGAGAACCUGGCCCAAGAGAAGCAGCUCCAGCUACACAACGACUAUGCAGAGAAGGAGAGGAAACUCCAGGAGAGCCAGGACUCCAUGUCCUCACGGUUGGAAGAGUCCGAGCACAAGGCCCAGUCCCUACAGACAGCACUUGAAACAACUCAGGCCGAGCUCUUUGAUUUGAAGACCAAGUAUGACGAGGAAUCCACAGCAAAGGCCGAUGAGAUUGAGAUGGUGAUGACAGACCUGGAAAGAGCCAAUCAGCGAGCAGAGGCAGCUCAGCGCGACAUGGACUCGCUCAGAGAGCAGGUGUCCUUGAGCAGCCAAUCACAGCUGGGCAGCCCGGCCAAGGCCGACCCCGACACGCAGACGGAGGGGGCAUCCAACUCAAGUCAGGAGGCGGAGCUACGGGCCAAAGAAAGGGAGACAGCCCAGCUGGUGGAGGACGUCCAGAGACUGCAGGCCAGCCUGACCAAACUCCGAGAGACCACCAGCUCUCAGAUCGCACAUCUGGAGGAGCAGCUCAGCAGCAAGACUGCCACUCUCAAGGAAUUGGAGGAGAAAGUGCUUAAGCAAGCUGACUAUGAGGAGGUGAAGAAGGAGUUGAGCAUCCUCAAGUCCAUGGAGUUUGGGACAUCUGACUCUAUGCAGGACUCCUCCAAACCUCUGGAGGUUCUGUUGCUGGAGAGGAACCGCAGUCUUCAAUCUGAGAGCGCCGCUCUGCGCAUCGCCAACACUGAGCUCAGCGGGUCAGCCGGGCGGAAAGGGACAGAAGAGUCCACAACGAAGGAGGAGACCAUGCCCAGCGAUCCCUCUUCCUCGCCCCCUUCUCCCCCUCCCUCUCUUCCUUCCUCCUCCCAGUUCCCCCUGUCUCGCACUAAGACGGACACCCUAAACACUGCCACCAACACCAGCAGCGGCGAAGCGCACCCUUUCAGUCCUACGGGCAUUGGACAGGAUUUCUACUCCCCUGUGUUCCCUCUGGUGGGUGGUAAGAUGGCUUUGAACUCCCUGAUCCAGCGGCAGCUGCUUCAGACCUUCUACUCCAAAGCCUUGCAGGAGUCGUCUGGGAUCCCCAGUGGCGCUCUGCUGUUCACGCCCUUCACUCCAACCCUCGGCUCCAUCCCUACCUCCACCCCAGGCUCUGGGUCAGCUGCCAUCCCUCUGGCGGCCAGCAGCCCCCAGCCACCUCCAGCCAGCCCAGACAUGGCUCCUGUGAAUGGGAGCAGCACCGCUGGCAGUGCCCCAUCCCCGUCACCCAGCCACUCUGAGGCCACCACGGGAAGUAUUUUGGACGGGGAGGACAUGGACACGGCUGAGAUUGCCCGACAGGUGAAAGAGCAGCUGAUCAAGCACAACAUUGGCCAGCGAGUGUUUGGCCACUAUGUGCUGGGACUGUCCCAAGGAUCGGUGAGCGAGAUCCUGGCCAGACCAAAGCCGUGGAACAAGCUAACCAUCCGGGGGAAGGAGCCUUUCCACAAGAUGAGGCAGUUCCUCGCCGAUGAGCAAAACAUCCUCGCACUGCGCAGCAUCCAGGGACGGCAGAGAGGUAACAUUACCGCCCGGGUCCGCACCCCAGAGGCUGGUUCAGAUGAGGCUAUCAAGUCCAUUCUGGAGCAGGCCAAAAGAGAGCUGCAGGUGCAGAAAGCUGACUUGUCCCAUGCUCAGCCUUCAUAUGCAGGACUGAAAGGUGGGGGCGGCAUGGGAGGCAUGGGAGGCAUGGGAGGCAUGGGAGUCAUGGGAGGACUGGGAGGCCUGGGAGGCCUGGGAGGACUGGGAGGAGGAGGGGGCCACGGGUCAGAUGAGGCUAUCCGCUCCAUCCUAGAGCAAGCGCGCAGAGAGAUGGAGGCCCAACAAACUGCAAUGGAGCCCCUCCUCAAAGCGUCAUCUUCGUCUUCCUCCUCAUUACUAUCACAGAGGGACUUCCUAAACUCCUCGCUGACCGCUCCCCUUCCCCCUUACAACCCCCUGGCACUCUCCCUCAAGAAGCCCAGCAGCUCCCUCUUGUCCUCCCCCUCAUCCCCGUCUCCCAUCCUGGACUUCAGCGUGAAGAGAGAGGGCAGGGGUUCUUCAGGGAUGGACCUGUCAGUUGAGGGAGCUCUCAGGCUGGGUCGGAGCUCUGAAGGGCCCGGCCGCUCUGGAAGUUCUGGAGGAGUGGGUUACUGGAGAGAGCAGUGGUGGAGCAACAUGCACACGGACCCCCGCAGGGCCGCAGUCAGCCAGACAGGAGAGGACAACCACAUGCAGGAGGACUCCAAAGAGGGAAUAUUGAGUGACAGUCUGUCUCGACACAAGCCGUGGAACAAGUUGAACCAGAGGAGCAGAGAGCCAUACCUCCGCAUGCAGCCGUGGCUCAACGGAGACCUGGGGCAAAACGCACACAUCCAGCCAGCUCAGAACCAAGCAGAGGGUACUCCCAAGACAUCUGCCAGCUGCAGCCCUGCUCCUGAGUCCCCCCUCAGUUCAGCUGAGGAGUCUGUCAACGGUCUUGGAGGGGAUCCACUCGCUUCACAGUCCUCCAGUCUCAAACCUGCGUCUGAGGAUCCCUCAGGUGGGGAGUCCCAGCCCGGCACCCCGCUGCCUGUCCCCGGUCAUUCGGGUCUCAGUAUCCAGGAAAUGGUUGCCAUGUCUGUUGAGCUUGAUACUUAUGCCAUCACCAAAAAGGUUAAGGAGGUGCUGACUGAUAAUAACCUUGGCCAGCGUCUGUUUGGGGAGACUAUCCUGGGUCUGACUCAGGGUUCUGUCUCAGACCUGCUGGCCAGGCCCAAACCCUGGCACAAGCUCAGCCUGAAAGGCCGAGAGCCAUUCGUCCGUAUGCAGCUCUGGAUCCAGGACCCACACAGUGUGGAGAAACUCAUGGACAUGAAGCGCCUGGAGAAGAAAGCUUACAUGAAGAGGCGGCUAAGCUCCCUGAGUGAUAGCCAUCCUGUGGACGUGGGUUUAGUGGGGCAAGAUUACAUGCAGGGCUCCCAGAGCCCGGUUCAUCAGCAUCUGAAGAAAGCCAGGGUGGUGCUGGGCCCCGAGGAGAAGGAGGCCCUAAAAAGGGCCUACCAGCAGAAGCCCUAUCCCUCCCCAAAAACCAUUGAGGAGCUGGCCUCCCAGCUCAACCUGAAGACCAGUACUGUCAUCAACUGGUUCCAUAACUACAGGUCACGCAUCCGGCGAGAGCUCUUCAUAGAGGAGAUCCAGGCCGCUGGAGGGUUAGGGCAUGGCAGUGAGGGGGGCUCCCCAUCCCUCCGAGGGUCCAAAUCAGGAGAGGGGGACAGCUGUGAUGGGACAGAAUCUGAAGGCACAGUGGAGACACGCCAGGGACUGGGCAUGGGCCUGGAGGAUCACAGAGGAGCAUGCAAAGACGACAUGGAGGUGGAGUCUGAGGCAGGGGGAUCUAAUAACUCCCCUGACCAGCUAGACUGCACCGGGCCAGGCUCCAGCUGUGGUCUGGGGCUCUUCAGCCUCACAGAGGCAUCCUCCAGUGGCUCUGCCUCUAGUACUAACAUCCCAGCCUCUGGCCCUGCCAGAAACCCCAGGGACAACAAUCUGCGCAAGAAGAAAGCAGCCAAUCUCAAUAACAUCAUCCACAGGCUGGAGAAGGCUGCUAGCAAAGAGGAUCCCUCAGAGUGGGAGUUCUAGCUCCUCCUGAGCAUCCUGCACCCCUCUUGUCUCAUAACCUCACAACCUCUAACCUUGGACCCCUCCUGCUCUGUUCCAGUUGGAGAGUGGACACAGCCAAAGUCAAGCUCAGCAGCCAUUUUUAUUACAGAAAAGCUUUCCGAAAAGAGGAAAGAAACAAAGAGCGGUUGGCAAAACCCUUAAAAAGAAGAUUUACUGAAUACCUAGAAGAACAAAAUAAGAGAACCUAUGCGUCUCUCCGUUUUUUUUUAAACUGAGUUUUGUUUUUGUACUGAGAAAAGCACUUAGCCGUCCUGCUGGCCUCCGGCCCUGCUGUACCUUCCCCUAUCACCAGCCACUGGUGCACCAGACUGGUUCCUCCUGAGCGUGGGUCUGACCCACAGCUGAGGAUGAAACCUGGACUCAGAAACACAGGCAAGGCCUGACACAGCAGCUGUCACAGUGAUAGACACUGUUAGAUGAUAGAUAGAGACAGGAACUCUCUUACAAGAACUCUCACUUUCUUAAAGGAGAUUUUUUCCGCUCUUCUUCUCACCUCCCAAGUGUCCACAAACCUCCCCUCACUCAGUGAGACGCCUCAUUUUUCACACUGUAGAGUGACUGUUACAAACCCUUUGCCUUUUUCACUCACUGCGUGUGUGUGUGUGUGCGUUUUUGUAUGUUAGGGGUUGCGUCAGUGUGCACCUGUUUGUUUGUUUGUUUGUGUAAACACACCCAAAAAUGGUGUGUGUGUGUUCUCUUCUCAAUGGCAGCAUGUUUUCUUUUUCAUCUCACUCCUACACUCUUAAGAGGGUAGUGGAAGGCCUGCCGGCUGAGCUGCCAUGGUUACUGAUGUAAGAGAGAUGAACUUUGACCUGUUGUGUCCCAUAUCCUAUCCUGCUGACAGCCAUGUGAUGGCCAGAAGGAUCUCUAAUUCCUCACAAACACACGCACUCAUCUGAAGAGGAAGGAUGGAAAGAACCCUCUUUUGCCUCCUUAAACCCGUCUUUAAAGGAUGAAGGAUGAUCUCUUUUUUUUGAUAUUGCAAUUUGGUUGCCAAUAAGAGAUUGCACAGUCUAUUGACUCUAAAGAGUACAAAAUAGGGAAUUUUAGGAAGCAUUUUAAUUAGUACAAAAUAAGAACAGAAAAUAAGAGAAUAACAAGUUACUGUCUUUAAAAAAAAAAAACCCUGAUUAGAAUGGAAUAAUGUUGCGUUUUUAAAAUACGAUACAAUGAAUUCACGUAGUACUGUAGCUUUCUGACACAUUGAUACUUCACGUGUCUCUUGUUGUUUGAGGUCGUGCACGUCACAGCUUUUGCCCAGCACUGGACCUGCUGGGUGUGUGUGUGUCUGCACCACCAACACAUUUUCUCUGUUCACAAACACAUCUUUUUAUAGGCCAAAUCAGGAAGAGUGUGUGUGUGUAUGUUUGUCUGUGUGAGCGUGUGUCUGUGUGCAUUUGUAUUUGCUUGCAUGUAAGUCAGGGUCGAGGUCAAUUCACUCAGAAGUAAAAAAUUAAGAAGAAGUUUAUCAAUAAUGACAUUUUUGACUGAAAUAAUGGGUUUUAUGUAGAAUACUUGAUUAAUCUGUACUUUCUGGUGUCUGCCGUCAAAGUGAAUUCACCCCCACCCUGGUGUGAGUAGUUUCCACUCUCCUCCAGUCUAUCCUGUAUCCAGGGAUGUUUUGCAUUGAAUUCUACUGUAUACACUACAAAUUAUAAGGCAUAUCACCUCCUCCCUGUCCCACACAAGCCCUCAGUGCCUGUCAGCCUACUGCCUCCCCUUGUGUGUGUGUGUGUGUGUGUGUGUGUGUGUGUGCGUGUGUAUGCGUGGGUGCAUGUACACACAUGCCUGUCAAUACAUGCGUGUGCACAAAUGUGUGCGAUUGAGGAGUGUUCAGUGUUUCCAAUGAGUGGGGUCAUAUUUCUUAUCUACUUGCACACACUACUAGUGCACAACUGACACCCUUCUUUAAGCUGUUUGAUGCGUUACCAUUACAUUAAUCUUCUCACAAAGUAGUGUAAUACUAUGAUUUACUGUAGCUUGGUUUUAUUGCUAUUUUGCAUUUAUAGUUUGGUUUUUAUUCUGCUUAUUUAUAGGUGCUGUAUUUUUUUCAUUUAAUGUCUUAUCAUUUGAGUUGUCUAUUUUUUAAGGGAUUAUACUGUUCCUGAGGGCAAGUAACAUUUUUAUUAGACGUAUAGACUGCCGGCAGUAUUGGUUAAUAUUUACAAAGAUGUACUAGUUCUCGUUUGUUUGUAUGUUCAUGAAUCCUAAAGUUUAGUGUCAUUUCAAUAGCUUUGAAAAAAAUGUGUUUGCUACAGUCCAUGCUCCCGUAAGCAUUAAGCUUUUACCACAACAGUUAUGCUCUUACAUUGCUAGCUAGAGAAUCAAAGGACAUAUCAAGAUCGGUGAAUAUAUGAUAGCAUAUCUCUUUUCCUGUUUUCUAUCCUUCUACAAUGUUCAUUUUUGUUCGGCUGUUUCUUGGGCAAGCCCGGCACCAACGUCCGGCAGGGCAUGCAGCUUUCUUUAGAUAGACGUCGCCCACUCUGUAAUCACGUUACCAUAAUUAUGCAGGUCCCAUUGUUUAGACUUUGUCAAAUAGGUCAAAUGAAAUUACCUAAACUUGAAAACAGAAGUAACUUGAAAGAGGUCAUAUCUGCCAAAUUGAGAUUAGAAAAGUAUACCAGCUAGCAGGGGUGCUACGUCAGAUUGAACAGAUAGCCAGCCUAUGAUUAUGCAGAAUAUAUAUUGCAGUCUGUAACAAAGCACUUAUUAGGAUCUUUCUGAAGACUUACUUGGGACAGGGUCUGUAAACACUACGACAGAGUACGAGCCCGGGAUCCUGGGAAAAUGUUUGCCUUUUUCAAAAAGUGGUUGUGAACCAAGCACAGACUCUUCUCCGCAUCCGAACACUAAAAUUAAAACAUAAGAUUGCUGUAUCCAUGUUUUCUAAAUGAUAAACUGUAGUCUAUUACAGUAGCCCCUAUUUCAAACUCCAGAUAACUGUGUGACAGAAAGGGCCUUUGUCCUGUACAGUUGUAGAUAUUAUGAGUAAACUCCUGUUAUGGUUUCUAUCCAAAAUGUCCUCAGUCCAUCCUUAAGCCUCCCCUUUCCCUGAAUGUACAUCCAGAUGUAUUGGCAGCCUAUCAAAAGACACUGAUAACCUCAUUGCACUCUAUUAGGAUGCAUUAGGUCAAAUUGGAUUUUCCAGUGUAUCUAAUAAUUGCAAAUUCCGCAAACAUUGGCGCUUCCUGUGGACGACUGAUGUGAAACAUCUGUCUUCUGCAGAAUACUGAAGGCUUCUUGCCUUCUGUUGGACUGCUCGGAUUGGACAACCACAGUAUGUUUAAUUGUGAUGAAUAGCUACUGUAAAGUUUAUAAGCACUUAACCCAUUUGCCAUUUUAUAGCCAGAUCCAUCAACUCACCCAAUCCAUGUGAGAUCAUCAGAUUUGUGCCUUUAACUGCCAAGCAGGGCACCAAACUAGUGAUGUCAUUAGAUGUAGAUGAUUUCACCUGAUUUGUUCAUAAUAUAGCCCACAUCUUGACCCAAAUUAAUUUCCCAUGCACUUCAUAAAUAUUGGUACUUUUGAAGUUGACUUGUCUCAGCUCUCUGGAGAGGGUUGUAUAUAAUUCCUGGAGUGUAGUGAAAGAGUAAAAGGAGAACAGCGAGCUUGUGUAUUCUUAUGACUGACUUGCAGACAUGUUUCCGUCCGGGUCUUAUUUCAGACAGUUGUUUUCCCACAAUGCAUUUCUUACGUUGUACAUAACCUGAUCUAGCAGCGAAAGGCCAGAGCAUUGAAUGAAGGAGGAAGCAUGCAGAAAACAGCAUACACUGUAAUAACACUGAAUUUAUUCAUAGGGCAUUUUGUAUUUUUCUGUUUGUGUCAGGUUUGCUGUGACAUUAAUAGUGGCACUACAGGUAUUGAUUAUGACGUGUGCCAAUUCAAAUGGUUAUUUGGAAAAGAGACGUGUAAAUACAGUCAAUCAAGUAGCUAUUGAUUCACUUUUGUCACAGUAUGCUUUUGUUUGAAGGCAGGAGGAGAGAAGGGACGAUUCAGGACUUUUCCAUGAUCCACAGAUAUUUUUCUACAAAUUUAAAUCAGAUGAUUCUAUACACUGUUGAAUAACAUUGUAAAGGUGUAACAGAUGCUGUAUAUCAUAUCAUGUUUUCUGAAGUCGUAAAGCUUUACUGUAUGAUCUGUUGAAGUAGUGGUUAUUCAUUUUGACAUAUUAGUUGUAAUGGAAGCCCAAACAGCAGCACUGGUCACCAUAUUCAGGAAAAAAAAAGAAAGAAAGAAAAACCUCAGAUGUUUUUUGUAAUACUUUUAGAAUAUAUCUUAUGAAGUGGGUUUUGUAAGGAAACACUUUCGGAAUCAGUGGUGCUGUAUGCAUAGCACACUCAGUAAUACAUACACACAUAAUACAGCACAAUACACUCAUCCUUUAAACCCCCCCCCCCCACCCCCCCCCCCCCCCCCCCCCCCCCCCCCACUUUACUUGCGUGCUUUUUUUAUGUUAUUUCGCUCACCUCUCACAUUGGCUAAUUUUUAAGUCUUAAACCAUUUCCUCUUAUCUCAUCAGUUAUUUCAUGCUUAACUGUACAGUUUUUACCACCCAGAGACCGACUCCGGAGUGCUAAACAUUUCAGCGACUGCUUGCAAGACUUAAAAGAGGAAGCAUAAAGCCAAAUAGUGAAGUUAGUUAUCCACCACUGUUGAAAGGUUGCUGACAGUUUUCUGAAUGUUGCUACCUUGUGUCGUGGCUUCAGUUCACCCAUAGCUAAACCACAGUGUAGUCUGACAACCAAACGACCUGGGGAGAUCUUCUUCCCCCUCCUUUUGGAAAGCUUUAAGAUGCUUGUUGAGGCUUUAGCAAUUCAGAGUGUUUUUAGAUGAUCUUUCCAACCUUUGUCAUCAACAAUGUGGAAGUAAUAAUUCUCAUAACUUCUCCCACUGCUUAUUUUGUGAGUGUGUGUGUGUGUGUGUGCGCGUACAUGUGUGUUGUAGUACAAAAGGCUGCAUGACUGUAAAGGGAUGGUUAAGAUGUUUUUUGAAAGAUGUUUCCCUAGCACUUCUGUCACUCCUGAGAUGCUUUUUUCUCCUUGUUGGGGUCUCCUUCCCUUUUGUUUUUCCUCAUGUAUCAUUGUUUCUUUAUCUUUCUAUUUACUAAACGUAUCAUGUUGUUUGUUCUCAGCACUGUAAAACAGUCCCUUCUACAACAUUGAAAAGCAAUAUCACUGUAUGAAACGUUCACAAUGUAUUUGUUAUGAUUGACAUUUGAUUCAUCAUCAUCAUUAUUAUUCACAUGCACCCUAGGUGUGAUAAUUGAAGUAAAUCUCUUUUAUACAAAUACUAAAA
Messenger RNA from Trematomus bernacchii (emerald rockcod), 9522 nucleotides. RefSeq names its product cut-like homeobox 1b (gene cux1b). Lineage: Eukaryota; Metazoa; Chordata; Actinopteri; Perciformes; Nototheniidae. The coding region runs from base 64 to 4185 and encodes 1373 amino acids. Gene Ontology annotation, cellular component: Golgi membrane. The transcript has 22 exons. Gene Ontology annotation, molecular function: DNA binding; DNA-binding transcription factor activity, RNA polymerase II-specific. The record is from RefSeq and is a predicted model, not a curated record. Gene Ontology annotation, biological process: intra-Golgi vesicle-mediated transport; regulation of DNA-templated transcription.